This is a messenger RNA of Lycium barbarum (goji berry), 1033 nucleotides long. RefSeq lists its product as uncharacterized. NCBI's taxonomy places the organism in Eukaryota, Viridiplantae, Streptophyta, Magnoliopsida, Solanales, Solanaceae. The coding region runs from base 63 to 869 and encodes 268 amino acids. The record is from RefSeq and is a predicted model, not a curated record. The transcript is spliced from 5 exons.
AAAAAAAAAUAAAAAAAAUCCAAAUCCCAAAAACGCAAAGCAUAUCAAAAGAUAGUCACGAAAUGGAAAUAAUGGGAACAACAAUGAAUCUUCUAAGCCAAGCUCUUCCGGGUGCCUUGUCUGCAACUCAUCGUUGUUCCCUCAAAUUCACUCACCCUAUCCCUCCCCUUUUUACCCAUCGCCGGCCCACUAAACUCAGCCCAAUUAACGGCCCAUUAAAACCCCUCACUAUUGUUAACGCUGAAUCUUCUUCCGGUCAAAGUUCUACUGUUACUACUACGUCCGGGUCGUCUUCUUUUGGCCCGGAUGAACCGAUUUCGUUUGUGGGUCAGGAUAGUGUUCCUCUUGAAGGGGUUAUACAGUUUGAGAAACCUGAUUCUAAUAACUUUAGGGACAAGCUUAAUAAAUGGGGCUGGGUGGCGUUGUUAGCUGGUGGAGAUGUUGCGGCUAUUUUAUUGUUCUCUGCAAUUGGAAGGUUCAGUCACGGAUUCUCUGUGUUUGAUCCUGAUACACUGCGAACUGCUGAUCCUUUCAUUGCUGGUUGGCUUUUGAGUGCAUAUUUCCUUGGAGGAUUUGGGGAGGAUGGUAGAGGAAAGAAUGGUCUGUUUAAGGCUUUCAUUGCUGCUACCAAAUCAUGGUCAUUAGGCAUUCCGGUGGGUUUAGCUAUAAGGGCUGCCAGUGUGGGUCAUAUACCACCAGUCAACUUCAUAAUAGUUACCAUGGGGAGUACUGCUGUAUUACUUAUUGGAUGGAGGACACUCUUGUUCAGUAUUUUACCAACCGACAAGCCGAAGAAGAAUGAUGUUUAUAAGAGCGGAAGCCCUUUUGAACUUUUUGAGUUGUUGACAUCGUUGGUAAGAAGAUGGUGAUUGUGGUAGCCGUGCAGGCGACGUUUUAUUGCUGAUUAUAUUCUUUCUAACGGAAAUUUUCCAGCAUGUACAUGUCAUUUCUCGUUAUUAUAUGUACAUGUAAGAGACUUGACUAGUGCAGCUCGUUCGUCUGAAUAACAAUGGAAGAAACUACAGUUUCCAUC